GAUUCCUGUCGUCGUCGUCGUCGUCGUCGUCUAGCCUCCCGCAGUGCGGGCACUCGCGAUUACCGGCGCCAUUAACACCACGCCGCGCGCGCUCCGAUGCUUUCCCCAUUCACACCUGCGUUCAAGUUCCACACUUCCCAUCCCCAUUUCUCUUCUUCUCUAUAAAACCCUCGUGCAGUACUCCUCGCCGGCCGGACCAUCUAAAUCCGCCGUCACCAACUCACCAUACCGCCGCCGCCAUGGCCGCCCCAAUCUCCUGGUCGGACCUCGUUGAAGCCCUCAUGGCCGCCCCAACCAUGGCCGCCUCAACAAUCUCCUGGAUGGACCUCGUUGAAGCCGCCGUCAGCACUGGCAACCUCCACCGGCUGAAGGAAAUAGAAACGGCGAGCGGUAUGGACUUGCGGCAACCGACGAGCACCCGGGGCCGGAACCUGCUCCACCUCGCGGUGAUGGGGGCUUGCGUCACGGGGUGGAUGGGCGUCUGCAGGUACCUGGUGGAGGAGAAGGGGUUCGAUGCCAACUCCACAUCUACGGAAGGAGAGACGCCCAUCUUCGUCGCCACCGAGUCGAACAAAGACGGCGUCGUCCCUCUUCUGACCUACUUUCUCGGCCGCGGCGGCGACCCGGCUGCGCCCGACGCCAGGGGUUGCACGCCGCUGCACAAUGCCGCCGAGUACGGGCACAGCGAGGCUAUAGGACUGCUGCUGUCCAGGGGUAUUCCCGUGGAUCCUCUCAGCUAUCACGGGACACCGCUGCACUUGGCUGCAGGAAAGGGCCAUGCCCAGGCUCUCAAGGUCCUGCUAGAGCAUGGUGCUGAUCCCAAUAGAGUUGUCAAUCAUGUGUCUACACCACUCCUGAUGGCAUGCUUUGCUGCUAAAUUGGAAUGUGUUAAGCUAUUGGUUCAGGCUGGUGCUAACGUGAACUUCCAACGUUCACCUGGGCCAACUAUGUUAUUAGCUGCAGUUAGCGUUGGCUCAGCAGCCAUUGUCAAAUUCUUGCUAGAGGCUGGAGCUGACCCUAAUGUUCAUGAUGGGUGUGGAAAAUCCCCAAUCAUGCUAGCAGCUUCUCAUAAGCAACGUGAGCUUGUUGAAAUUCUGCUUCCUCGGACAAAUCCCAUUCCUUCCAUGCCAGACUGGAGUGUUGGUGGGAUUAUUGGUACCAUGAAAACUCUACCUCGGGGGUUGGCUGAAGACCCAAUGGCUAAUGUCAAGUCAGAAGGAAAGGAAGCAUUUGCAAAUGGAGACUAUGGUUAUGCAAUCCACUGUUAUUUGCGGGCAAGCACCAUUGACCCACAUGACGCCACCAUACUGGCUAACCAGAGCCUAUGCUGGCUGAAGCUGAGAGAAGGGGAGCGAGCUGUGACCAGUGCUCAACAAUGCCGUAGGUUGCGUCCUGAUUGGGCUAAGGCAUGGUACCGUGAGGGCGCGGCUCUCAGCUUGCUACAGAAGUACAAAGAUGCUGCUGAUGUGUUCUUGGAAGCGCUGAAACUUGACCCCGGGAACGAUGAGAUCGAGAACGCGUUAAGAGAGGCCAUGCGGCAUCGAAAUGGAGGCGAUGCAGGAGAGAACCCUUGAGCAUUCAUAAUCAUCCUCGGAUCCUCAGCACUGUAUGGCCAGGGGCUGAUCAACAUUAUGCCAAAAAAAAGUUGCCAAAAUGUGCUGUGGUGAGGCAAAGACUAGCUAGAUUUGUUUGCUCCUUGAACUUAUAUCGUUAUGUGGCUUCAGGCCGGUAAGCUUAAUUAUCAGGCAGGAACGAAGCAUAUAUGUUGAUACAAGAAAAGACGGUAUGGACUCGGCGUUGGCGGUUAUUUUAGUGCUCGUGAUUUCGUUGAAAUCUCACCACUUGCAAGUUCGUCCAUCCAUCCAACUGUCCAAAGCUUUUAUUCUUGAUGUGAUCGUUUAAUUUUUUGGUGGCGUAAGCAAUUUCUGAAGAGUAGUAUGCACAUUGAGGGACCCUUUGAGAACAGCAGGAAUGUAAAUACGUAGCACCUGAUUGAUUUGCGGCCAAAAUUUGCCACGCUAAAGAUUUAGCUAGCCAAAGUUUGUAAAAAAA
This is a messenger RNA of Sorghum bicolor (sorghum), 2052 nucleotides long. RefSeq names its product ankyrin-1. Bases 240 to 1574 code for a protein of 444 amino acids. Gene Ontology annotation, molecular function: protein binding. The record is from RefSeq and is a predicted model, not a curated record. Lineage: Eukaryota; Viridiplantae; Streptophyta; Magnoliopsida; Poales; Poaceae. The transcript has 11 exons.